Messenger RNA from Anguilla rostrata (American eel), 8798 nucleotides. RefSeq names its product contactin associated protein 2a (gene cntnap2a). Bases 409 to 4359 code for a protein of 1316 amino acids. The record is from RefSeq and is a predicted model, not a curated record. Lineage: Eukaryota; Metazoa; Chordata; Actinopteri; Anguilliformes; Anguillidae. The transcript has 24 exons.
GACGCGGUUACUGAUAACUUCUGCACCUGGACAGCGACCUUCGUUAGGCUAACGGCGUUUUAAGGGCUGUCUCAAUAGUGUGAUAAACACUGUCUGUAUAUUAAGAGUCGGAACAUAUGCCUUGAAAAUAUUUUCUAGAACCCCGGAUUGUUAUUGUCGUCAAGAGCUGAGUGCUGCGGGCUAAUAUAUGAGGAGCAGCCAAAUCGAGCAGUACUGUAGAGAAACGUUUGUUAGACCGCAGAGGCAGUAUCUUCCUCUUUAUUUGUCGCACAUAAAACCGAGCGAGUGGGAAACACUUUUACAGGGACAGACUGCGUUCAGGAAGAAACUAGGCAACAUUGUUACCGGGACAGAACUUAACUAUACGCAUUUUCCUUUGUACAUUUUGACACCGGUGUAAAAGUGAAGAUGCUGCGGCUUCCUGGAGCAGGGAUAACGCUAUUGCUCUGGAUGUUUAGCCGCAUCAGCAGCUUCAAUGCAGCUCUCCCAGCAUCCCCCAAGUGUGACGAAGCCCUGGCCACACCCCUUUCCCAGAAUGCCUUCACCAGCUCGUCUGUGUUCUCCAGCAGCUACGCACCGGUGUACGCCAAGCUGAACAAGAGAGGAGGUGCUGGAGGCUGGUCCCCUCUCGACAGUGACCACUAUCCAUGGCUGCAGGUGGAUUUAGGCAGCCGGAAGCAAAUAUCUUCCAUAGCAACACAGGGCAGGUACAGCAGCUCUGAUUGGACGACAAGAUACAGGCUCCUCUACAGUGAUACAGGAAGAAACUGGAAACCAUACCACCAAGAUGGCAACAUCUGGGCAUUUUCAGGCAAUUCCAACACAGAGAGCGUGGUCCGACAUGACUUACAGCAUUCCAUUGUUGCCCGGUACCUGCGUAUCGUUCCUCUGGACUGGAGUGGAGAAGGGCGUAUUGGCCUGAGGAUAGAGAUCUAUGGCUGUCCUUAUUGGGCGGAUGUGAUAAACUUCGACGGCCAAGGGGUGAUCUCCUACCGCUUCAAAAUUAAGAAGAUGAAGAUUCUGAAGGACGUAAUUGCCCUGAAGUUUAAAACUUCGGAGAGCGAGGGUGUCAUCCUGCAUGGAGAGGGACAGCAGGGAGACUAUAUCACCCUGGAGCUGAAGAGAGCCAAGCUGGUGCUGCAGAUAAACCUGGGCAGUAAUCAGUAUGGCUCCAUUCUUGGGCACACAUCAGUAACAAGUGGAAGCCUAUUGGACGAUCAUCACUGGCACUCAGUGGUCAUCGAGCGCUACAGACGGAAUGUCAACUUCACCCUGGACAGACACACACAGCACUUCCGCACAAAUGGAGAGUUUGACCAUCUCGACCUGGACUAUGAGCUCAGCUUUGGUGGAAUGCCAUACUCAGGGAAGCCAAGCUCAGGAGGCCGAAAAAACUUCAAAGGGUGCAUGGAGAGCAUCAACUACAAUGGUGAUAACAUCACUGACCUCGCCCGGAGGAAGAAACUAGACACAUCAAGCUUUCGUAACCUGAGCUUCACCUGUGUGGAGUCCCACAUGUUCCCUGUGUUCUUCAACGCCACCAGCUACCUCCAGCUACCUGGGCGGAGAAACCAUGACGUAGUGUCAGUCAGUUUCCAGUUCCGCACCUGGAACGCCAACGGGCUGCUGCUCUUCAGUACACUCGCCGACGGCAUGGUCGAAGUGGCACUCAACGAAGGCAAAGUGAGCGUACACAUCAAUGUCACACAGAAGAAGAACACGCGCAUAGACAUAUCAUCUGGUUCUGGACUGAAUGAUGGCCAGUGGCAUGAUGUGCGGUUUUUGGCCAAGGAGAAUUCUGCCAUGCUGACCAUUGAUGGAGAUGAUGCUUCUGCAGUAAGGACCAGUACCCCUAUUCAGAUUCAGACUGGAGGCGUGUACUACUUUGGAGGUUACUUCCUGCGCUCCAGCCCGGUGCCCACGCAGCGCUCCUUUCAAGGCUGCAUGCAGCUGAUCCACGUGGACGGGCAGCUGGCUGACCUCCACGCCGUGGAGCAAGACAGGCUGGGCGCCUUCGAAAACAUCAGCCUGGACAUGUGCGCCAUCAUAGACAGGUGCAUGCCCAACCAUUGUGAACACGGCGGCAGGUGCGCCCAGACCUGGGACAGCUUCAGCUGCGCGUGUGAUGGGACGGGAUACACAGGGGCCACGUGUCACACCUCUGUUUAUGAGCAGUCCUGUGAAGCGUACAAGCACCUCGGCAAAAUGUCAGACACCUACUGGAUUGACCCGGAUGGGAGUGGUCCUCUUGGGCCUUUCAGGGUCAACUGCAACAUGACAGAGGACAAGGUGUGGACGACGGUGAUGAACAACCUCCCUCCGCAGACCUCUGUGACUGGCUCCAGCAGGGAGAAGAGGACGGUGCUGCAGCUCAACUACAGCGCCUCCAUGGAGCAGGUGUCGGCCAUCACUAGCAGCGCGGAGCACUGCGAGCAGCAUGUGGCCUACGCCUGCCGAAUGUCCCGCCUGCUCAACACCCCCGAGGGAACGCCGUACACGUGGUGGGUAGGGAAGGGCAACGAGAAGCACUUCUACUGGGGUGGCUCGGGGCCUGGGAUCCAGAAGUGCGCCUGUGGCAUCGAUCGCAAUUGCACCGACCCCAAGUAUUACUGCAACUGUGAUGCCGACCAGAAGCAGUGGAGAGAGGAUUCUGGACUGCUGCUGUAUAAAGACCACUUACCUGUCAACCAGGUGGCUGUUGGAGACACAAAUCGACCAGGCUCAGAGGCAAAGCUGACUGUCGGACCUUUACGCUGUCAAGGGGACAGUAAUUACUGGAAUGCGGCAUCCUUCACCACGCCCUCCUCCUACCUCCACUUCUCCACCUUCCAGGGAGAGACCAGCGCCGACAUCUCCUUCUACUUCAAGACCUCGGCCCCGUACGGCGUCUUCCUGGAGAACCUGGGCAACACGGACUUCAUCCGCCUGGAGCUGAAAUCGCCCACCGUAGUGUGCUUCUCCUUCGACGUGGGCAACGGGCCCGUGGAGCUCAACGUGCGGUCCCCCACGCCGCUCAGCGACGACCAGUGGCACAGGGUCAGCGCCGAGCGCAACGUGAAGGAGGCCGUGCUGCAGCUGGAUCAGCAGUACAAGGAGGUGCGGCCGGCGCCCCCCCAGGGCCACACCCGCUUGGAACUCUACAGCCAGCUUUACGUGGGCGCAGCAGGAGGACAGAGGGGCUUUCUGGGAUGCAUCCGUUCCCUUAAGAUGAAUGGCGUGACCCUUGACCUGGAGGAGAGAGCAAAGGUCACCCCUGGGGUGAAGCCUGGUUGUUCCGGGCACUGCACCAGCUAUGGGAUGUACUGUCGAAAUGGAGGCAAGUGCGUGGAGAAAUACAACGGAUACUCCUGCGACUGCACGUCCACGGCCUACGAUGGAGCUUUCUGCACUAAAGAUGUUGGUGGCUUCUUUGAGAUAGGGACCCUGGUCAGGUACAGCUUCAUGCCUGAGGCUGCACCAGCAGCGACCAAGGAGGGCAAGGGUCUCUCCCAGAAUCUGGCCUUAGAGGCCAACCUGACCCAGGAGGACCUGGCCUUUAGCUUCAGCACGUCCAACACGCCCAGCAUCCUGGUCUACAUCAGCUCCAAGACCCAGGACUACCUGGCAGUGGUCCUGCGUCACAAUGGAACGCUGCAGAUCCGGUACGACCUGGGCGGCCUGAGGGAGCCCUUCACCAUCGACGCGGACCAGCGCAACCUGGCCAACGGCCAGCCCCACAGCGUCAACAUCUCCCGUGUCCAGAGAAACAUCCGACUGCAGCUGGACCACUAUCCUCCAGUGAGCUACUCCCUUCCAGAUGCCUCCGACACCCAAUUCAACCUGAUCAAAACGCUUUUUCUGGGCAAAGUCUUUGAAACGGGUCCGAUCGACCCGGUCCUCAUCGAGAACUACAACACGCCGGGCUUCGUGGGCUGUCUGUCGCGGGUGCAGUUCAACGGCGUCGCCCCCCUGAAGGCCGCGUUGAGGUCACGCAUCGCCGCGCCCGUCGCCGUUCAAGGAAAGCUGGUGGAGUCCAACUGCGGUGCCUCCCCCCUCACCAUCCCGCCAAUGUCUGCCGCCACCGACCCCUGGCACCUGGACUCAGCAGGUGCUGACUUCCCGUUCAAUGAGGAGAGGGUGAUACCGGAUGGAGUGAACAGGAACUCUGCAAUAAUCGGAGGUGUGAUCGCUGUGGUCAUCUUCACCAUCCUCUGCACGCUGGUGUUCCUGAUUCGCUACAUGUUCCGUCACAAGGGCACCUACCACACCAACGAGGCCAAGGGGACGGAGUCCGGGGACAACGCAGACGCCGCCAUCAUAGGCACUGACCCCAACUUCACAGAGACCAUUGACGAGAGCAAGAAGGAGUGGUUCAUAUAAUGAGACGAUGUCGGGGAGGGGGGGGGGGGGGGGCGGGGGGGGCGGGUGGGGGUGUGUACAGGUCUCUGCACAGUUUGAGUCCGUUUCUGGAUAUCAGCACAAGCAGAAAAACUGGGAAAUGGUGAGGUGUACCCGGUGAUGAACUAUGUAUUGUGGCUGGCUUGUCUCUAACAUUAUAUUGUGUUUGGGAGCUUGAGGACUCAUUUGCAUAUUUAAUCAGAAUGAAUUAUGUGGAAGCACAACAUUAUUGUCAUUACUUUCUUUCAGUUGAGGCCCAGAAUUUAUCCUGAAUUAUCUGCUCUGCAAUUGCUACAAUAUUGUUUGUUUACAUCGUAAUAGACUAGGAACACUUAUACACGAUCCCUUAACCUUCUAAAUGACCUUUCAGUAUAUAGAGUAUUUCAGAAACAUGUAUGCCAAAUGCCCUGUGUAAAUAUUUUGGAUUAAAUCAUGAUAAAAGUAUAAAUAUAGAGUUUAACUGAGCUAAUGAUGACAUUGGAUUGUAUCUACAGGGAUAAGUGGGUCAACACUGAGCAAAGAAUACAGCAGUGUGGUACUAAAACAUGGCAAACCUGUGUUAAGUUUGUCAGCACCACAGUACAGAUCUGUCUGCUGAAAAACUCCAUGUUUAAUGUUAACCAGUUAUGUUUCUUUCAAGUUGCCAAUCAGUCCAUUCUUAUAUAUAUGUUUUUUUGUUCGUUUGUUUUGUCUUCAAUUUGCAUUUUGUGUCUUUGAGAGGCAGCUCUAUUGGUGGGAAUGCCUCGCUCUGAGGCUGAGUUUGCGCAUUUGGAUGAGGUGGUACUGUGACACGCGGAAGGCAUACGCACCAGUGUGGUUGUACACUGCGUCCGUCAUCAGGGGGAGGAGAGAGUGAUGACAAUAUCCUAUUACGUUAACUGGCUUGAUCCAGCGUGCCUUCAGGAUUCAGCCACUUAGCCUUCAGUUUAUGUGAUUUUACACUGUACAGAUAUCAGGGGGAAGGGAAGACACACAGGAGUCAUCAGGGUUAUGUUUUAUAGUGGGGGGGUGGGGGGGGUCACAUAUAAGAGCUGUUUAAAAGUGCAUGGCUUCGAGAAUAUCGAGUCGUGCUUUACCAGUGCCACCACAGUCUGUUGUGCUACUAUUUGCUUGGAGCUAAUGAGAGGAAGUUUUUUUUUUUCAUUUUAUGUAUUAAUUGUUCCGAAUGUUAUCUUUGAUGGUAUUGUACAGCCAAAAUAUGAUGAAAUCAUACUACACCAACUAUCGUGUGUUUCUGCCAUUGUUUUGCUGGUGUCAGCUUUUUUGAGACAUUUGUAUUUUCUUUGAUGGGACCCCAGAUUUGCAGUCAAGAGUUUGUGGGUUCUUCUCCAGCAGUUUUUUCGUUAUUGUUUGCCAUCAGUGGCUGUCAUUAUUGGCCCUCCUCAUCCAGGGUAGACAGGGGUGUAGAUAAACCCCGUGCCACACUGAGGACCCUCCCCAUGACAUCACUGUCUCCAUUACAUGGACGAAAACUCACAAUUUGUAUCACACGGCCAUGGUUGUCUGUGUCCUUUCAAAUUCUAGCAAACAGCAGGUUAGCCGUCCUAUAGGGAAAGUGCUGUGACUGCAAAGGCUCCCAGCAGUCUGCCCGUACUGGCAGAUACUACAGCCAAUGAACAGAUUGGCACAGUUUGCGACAUGAGCUAGUCCCCGUUAUCGGUAAACAAUCUUUUUGUAGCCAGGCCAAAGUCCUCUGUGGGUGCAAGGCAGCCAUUACGAAGAGAAAAACAUCCCCAACCAACAUGAGAUGUGGGGUAUUCUCUGGGGCUGGCAGCACAGCACGGGUCAGAGUUGGGAUGAGUGUGCCUUAUGGGUACAGGGGGACUCUCCCUUAUGGGUACAGGGGGACUGAGAGCAAACUCCCAGCAGUGCUGAAAGCGGCACAGUCUCCUAGACCCCCUCGGCUUGUGGGUGGCGGACAGCAAUCGCUGUGCAGUAAAAUCAGACCCAUGCUGCCACUUGACUUCCAGCGCCUUGCGGCUAAUGAGCUGGAGAUGUCUCCCAUCAUAAGAACAGCCUGAAGCCAGGGAGAAGAGAGUCUGUGGUGGCUGCUGAAGAAGAAUGUGCUAUGAGGGGUAGAACGACAAGCAAACACUGAAUUCUCCCUGACUUACAUUACACAGUUUUACAGAAUGACACUGAAGCAGGAGGCUUUUGUAUUAAUUGAUAAAAGAUAAUAUAUUACCCUCUUUUUUUAGGCUCCUGGAUACCUUAAAUCAAUAUGACAAGAGCAUGUGAUGGCAUUUCUACUGGGAACUGACCACAACAGGAACUGUUCUGUGCGUCUCCACUCAACACAUUUUUAAACUGUUUUUUGUUUGUUCUGUAAUAUUUGACGUCAUCUCCAAGGCCUCUGGCACAGCCAGAGAAGACACUGAGUGACUAUGAUAAGCAAGAACCCAUGUGCCACUUCUUACCUGAAUGCUGCUGGGAAAGCAAAAGCUUCCUAUACCAUAUGACUUACUAGAAACAGCCUCUUUUCCGUCUAACAGCAAAUGCAGCGAGGUAUGAAAUGCAUUACCAAUUUCAGCAUUUUUCUUUAAAUCUUUCCCCUUCUCACUCACGAACCUUGAGAUACACUGUCCACUUCUGUUGUUUAAAAGACUCAUGAAUGAUGAAUGUGAACUCUCAGAACGGGGAGAAAUUUUAACAAUCAAAGCACAUUGACCGUCUUUUUUUGAGGAUCGUAAACAUUAAACACAUUAUGCACUUAUGCAGUUAUGUUAAAAAAAUGUGUCAUGGAGCUGAUUAAUUCUUAAUAGUUUGUGAUACAGAACAAAUUGAUUAAUAUCCUUGGUCAACAAUGGACAUUUUGUAUCUCUCCAGAGAACAGUAAAAAUGUGUCAUGGUUGUAAUUAAAAUGUUCCUGGCAGUAGUAUGGUUUCUUUUUGUGUAUGUUUUUCAUAAUACUGUAUAUGAUUUGAGUUUGGUUAAUUACUUGUGUUGAGCCAAUACAUUCAGUUAGCUAUUUGUUUUUCUCUGUAUCUUUUGACACUACUCAUGUGAAAGGAAAACUACCAAGGGAUGUAGCAAUAGCAAUAGUUAUGUUAAACCAUUUAGAAACCUAUGGUUCAUAUACUUUCUAUGUCAAAAAGUAUAACCUUAUACACCCAAAAAAAAAUACAGCCAAUGCAAUGUGAUUGUUUUGUACAAUGGUACUUCAAGUAGAUGAUGCAUCUUGUUUCUUGAUGUAAAUAUAUAUAUUUUUAUGGAGAUAUUUUAUAGACGAUCAUAGCCCUGUCUGUGUGUCUUCCAUUUUAUGAAAAGGCUUGUGUUGGAGAGUGGGAACAGCAGAUGGAGGAGACAGUCUUUGCCCUGUAGAGGUAAUAUAUGUGUACAGUUCAAGUAUGUGGUGAUGGAUGCUGUAGUUUCCUGCCAACUGUGCUGGAACAAUUUGAAGUUUUAUUUGUUUUAUGGUUGUAAGUGUUCAGUUUAUCUGCAAAAAUGCCCAACAGCGGAAGGCAACUUUUUUUUUUUUAAGUAUUAUUAAAUUUUCAAGGCUAGAGGUGGACUUUGAUGUGUGUUGCUUUCAGGUGACAAAGGCAAGAAAGGUUUGACAGAGACAGUGUUCCCUAUCCAUCACCACUCUUCUGCUAAUGAAGAGCACAGAGCACAGCCCAGUUCCCCUGCACGUUCACAUUCAUCUGUACUCGUACCUCCCAUAGCACCUGCUUUUCAGUCACACACAUGCACACCUGGAGUGAAAUGUGAAUACAAAUGAAAACCAUGAAAAAGGGGUUAUUCCCUUGGUUUUGCCCUAUUAAACCCCGAAAGCCUAUACUAAAAACAUUGAUUUUUUACAAAAAAAUAACUAGGAAUGGAUACAAGCAAUGAAAUGGCUGAUUUAGGCUUCACUGAAUCUAUGAAGUAUAUUAUCUACAUUUUGUCUGUAUAUUUUUAUGAUGGACCUUUUUAUGCCUAUUGCUUGUGUAUUUUACUUAUAGGUUCAAUGGCAGCAUGACCACUAAAUGUGAAACUGUACAUACUGUAUUGUAGACAAUUGUGGAGAUAUCAUACAUAUAUUUACUCUUGGGGAAAUAUUUUUUAACUUUCUUAUGAUACAGACAAGCCCUUGAUGGGCUGGUAAUUGCAGAACAUGCAUUUGAACAUUAUUUUUUAUUAAUUACUCUGUCACUUGAAGCCUGGUUGUGCAGAGUGAAUAGCAACCAGCGAAAGUGGUGUGCCAGAGAGAGAAAGGACAUUAUUAAUAAAUAAAAAAUUCAAUAGUUGAUUAGGGUGGAGGAAGAUCAGGAAAAAUGUUCUAUUUACAAAGCGUCAACCAUUAAAGGGGAUCACUGUCUCUUUAAAAGAUGAUUGUAUUUGUCAUUUUUAUUUGAUUUCUUUUUUAAAGGGUCGUACAUAAUCUACCAGGCCUUGUUUGGAAUAUGUUGUGUGAUUUGGAAUAAAGUAACAGCAUUAAA